AUGUCCGAGCCAUCGUCCAGCACAACCACUCCCAAGGCUAUAGGCAGCCUUGCCAAAAAACAGAGCGAUGUGACCAGACAGGGUACCCAGAAACUCAAAUUUGUUCCAACCCUUCCUCAGCGUCGGAAGAAGGAAGAGGUGAAAGCGGAACCUACGCCAGCCGUGAUACCCCCCGCGUCAACAGAACGCGGCCGUGGUCGUGGGCGAGGUCGUGGAGAUGCCAGAGGCCGUGGUAGGGGAAGAGGCAACGCGCCUCCUGUUCUUGAAAUGACUGCGAGUGGACCGUUCGCCAUGGGACCUGCUAUGGCUGGAAGUUCGUCGCGCAGGUCAACACCCCGUUCCAAUUUCGUGCCCAAUGUGUCGACAGACACCGCUAACCUUGGGAGUAAUCUAUCUCAGAACGCUCCUCCUUCGUUACGCAGAGAUAUUGGCCUGGCUGCAAAAAACGGACCAGUGAAGACCGAAGAGGAGGAGUAUUCUGAUCCUGAUGAAGGCGUGGAAAUCGUGGAUAUGGAAAACGUUCGCCAGAUGGAUUGGAUGGCACCUGAAAGCAUACGGAAGGAAAGACCAACGAAGAAAGUCAAGAAAGAGGAGGCAAUGGAUGACCCUGCGGCUGAAGCAGUAGAUGCUGCUAAUGCCCUCAAUCUUGAAGAAAGCGAAGAAGAAGAAGAGCUGGAGGAUAUCAUAGAAGACUUUGCUACGCAGACUAAUAUUGACUCGGAUGAAUCAAUGAGGGAGGAGCGCCUCUAUUUCUUCCAGUUCCCAUCCCCUUUCCCCGAUUUCUCUUCGAAGAAAGAGGCCGCAAUGGAAGUUGAUCCGUCACCACCUGUUUCUGAUGCUGCAGGGAAAAAGGUGUCGUUUGCGGCCGACGUCAAACCAGAUAUAACGCCAGGCUCUUCAAGAACUGCGUCAGUUGUUCCUUCUGAAGUCGAAUCUGUGAAGGCUCCUCCACUGGAUGGUGUUAUUGGACAACUCGAAAUAUACAAGAGCGGCGCUGUCAAGAUUCGAUUGGCUAAUGGAAUUCUCCUCGAUGCACGUUUGUUCCGGUUAGCUUUUGUUGAGCAGGUCAAUGCUGCCACCCAGCCUUCCUUUUUACAGCAGGCUGUGUAUCUCAACAAAGCAGAAAAACAAAUGACUGUCCUCGGAGAAGUCAACAAACAAUUCGUCGUAUCACCCAAUGUUGACGCGUUGUUGGCGGCUGUUGAGAAGGAAGAGCAGGCCGCAAGUGUGAUUGAAGGCGAGGAAAAAUUGUUGAGAAUGGAAUAG
Molecule: messenger RNA, 1266 nt
Organism: Psilocybe cubensis
Lineage: Eukaryota; Fungi; Basidiomycota; Agaricomycetes; Agaricales; Agrocybaceae
Exons: 7
Coding region: 1-1266 (421 amino acids)
Biological process (GO): transcription by RNA polymerase III
Cellular component (GO): RNA polymerase III complex
Molecular function (GO): DNA binding
Source: RefSeq, a predicted model, not a curated record